AUGAGGAUCGCAGUGGACACCGACAACAACCGCGAUGCGACGAUCAUCACCAAGGCGCCCUGGGAAUUCCAAGUGGCGGAGAACCUCUUUUGCACCUUCUUUACUCUGGAGUGGCUGGUGCGAUUGUUCGCGUUCCGGCGGAAGAUCAUGGCUCUCACCGAUGCAUGGUUUGUCCUGGACACCUUGCUGGUGUCCUUGAUGAUCGUAGAGACAUGGAUUACGCCCUUAGUGCUCGAACUCUUGCAGAUAGACAGCGAUGGCAUGGGGGACGCUACGAUCCUGCGGCUGGUUCGACUGCUUCGCUUAGCUCGUAUGACCCGAGUGGCCAAGCUGCUGAGAGCCUUUCCGGAGGUGCUCAUCAUGAUUAAAGGCAUCAGUGCAGCGAGUCGAUCGGUGAUGUUUACCAUUUGUUUGCUCAUCUUAGUACUUUAUGUCUUUGGCAUCGCCUUCACCCAGAUUUGCGAUGGCCUGCCUAUAGGAGGCACCUCAUUUCGUUCCGUCCCGGAGUCGAUGUUGACUCUGCUGAUCCACGGAGUGUUCAUGGAUGAUAUGGCAGAACUGGUGGCCUUGAUCCGAGCGGACAGCUGGGCUGCUUUCGUGAUGUUUAUCAUCUUCGUCCUGAUCGCGUCGAUCACGCUGAUGAACAUGCUCAUCGGAGUGCUGUGUGAGGUGGUCUCCAUGGUCGGACAAUCCGAGCGCGAAGAACUCCUCGUGGAGCUGGUGAAGCGGGAGCUUUUGGAUAUCAUUAUCGAGGCUGACGAGGAUGGCGACGGCCUUAUGUCGCAUGCAGAAUUCUUGAAGAUUUUGGAAAGCCCAGAAGGUCUUCGAGCUUUAGAGACAGUGGGUGUUGAUCCUGUGGGCCUCAUCGACUAUGCCGACACCAUCUUCACCAAGGAAGAUGGCGAUUUGAGUGAGACUGUUAUGUUCUCCCACUUCAUGAAUGAAGUCCUGCAACUCCGUGGCUCCAACACCGCCACCGUCAAGGACCUUAUUGCCAUGCGGAAGUUCGUGGAAAAGGGCAACAAGGAAGUGCGGAAGGACCUGAGCGCCGUGACAGAAAAGCUCCACCAGCUGGCAGAGGUCGUUCAGGAAAUCAAGAGCCCCACGGAGGGGAAGCUCGUGGAAGGCAGUGUGCCCGAAGCGGCCACGCCUACUGCCACGCCCUUGCGGGGUCUUGCAGCAGAGGCAGUGUCGAAAGUGCCAGAGCUCCACGUGCCACCAGAGCUUGUGGUGGUGCAGCAGCGGGGUCGCAGCUAG
Molecule: messenger RNA, 1257 nt
Organism: Durusdinium trenchii
Lineage: Eukaryota; Dinophyceae; Suessiales; Symbiodiniaceae
Source: the annotation of a GenBank genome assembly